Molecule: messenger RNA, 1538 nt
Organism: Hibiscus syriacus
Lineage: Eukaryota; Viridiplantae; Streptophyta; Magnoliopsida; Malvales; Malvaceae
Product: enolase
Exons: 17
Coding region: 18-1355 (445 amino acids)
Biological process (GO): glycolytic process
Cellular component (GO): phosphopyruvate hydratase complex
Molecular function (GO): magnesium ion binding; phosphopyruvate hydratase activity
Source: RefSeq, a predicted model, not a curated record
GAAAAGAACUUCUAACAAUGGCUAAAAUCAAGUCCGUUAAAGCUCGUCAGAUCUUCGACAGUCGUGGAAACCCUACCGUUGAAGUCGACGUUACUCUAUCUGAUGGUACGGUAGCAAGAGCCGCCGUGCCCAGUGGUGCUUCCACCGGCAUAUAUGAAGCUCUGGAAUUGAGGGACGGAGGAUCUGACUAUCUUGGAAAGGGUGUGCUUAAGGCUGUGGAGAACGUUAAUACAAUUAUUGGACCUGCUUUGGUCGGCAAGGACCCAACAGAGCAGGUGAAAAUUGAUAAUUUCAUGGUACAACAGCUUGAUGGAACAGUUAAUGAAUGGGGUUGGUGCAAACAAAAGCUUGGAGCAAAUGCUAUAUUGGCUGUUUCACUUGCUGUUUGUAAAUCAGGAGCUAUGUUGAAGAAGAUUCCCCUCUACCAGCACAUUGCCAACCUUUCUGGAAACAAGACCUUAGUCUUGCCUGUACCUGCUUUCAAUGUUAUCAAUGGAGGUUCCCAUGCAGGCAAUAAACUAGCAAUGCAGGAAUUCAUGAUCCUUCCUGUCGGGGCAUCUUCUUUCAAGGAAGCCAUGAAGAUGGGUGUAGAAGUAUAUCAUCACCUGAAGGCUGUUAUAAAGAAGAAGUAUGGACAAGAUGCUACCAAUGUUGGUGAUGAAGGUGGCUUUGCUCCUAACAUUCAGGAAAAUAAAGAGGGACUUGAACUUUUGAAGACAGCUAUAGCAAAAGCAGGGUAUACUGGAAAGGUUGUAAUUGGAAUGGAUGUUGCCGCUUCAGAGUUUUAUGAUAAAAAGGAUAAAACCUAUGACUUGAAUUUCAAGGAAGAGAACAAUGAUGGAUCCCAAAGAAUUUCAGGCGACAGUUUGAAGAAUGUUUAUAAGUCGUUCGUGACUGAUUAUCCGAUCAUCUCCAUCGAGGAUCCGUUUGAUCAGGAUGAUUGGGAGCACUACGGAAAAUUGACUAGUGAAAUUGGUGAACAAGUGCAGAUUGUUGGUGAUGAUCUCCUUGUCACAAAUCCUAAGCGUGUGGAGAAAGCAAUUAAGGAGAAGACAUGCAAUGCGCUUCUGUUGAAGGUGAAUCAAAUUGGUUCUGUAACUGAAAGUAUUGAAGCUGUAAAAAUGUCUAAAUCUGCUAGAUGGGGUGUCAUGGCAAGUCACCGAAGUGGUGAAACCGAGGAUACUUUCAUAGCUGACCUUUCAGUAGGGUUAGCGACAGGCCAAAUCAAGACAGGGGCUCCUUGCAGAUCGGAACGUCUUGCAAAGUACAACCAGCUUCUGAGGAUCGAAGAAGAACUCGGAGCUGCUGCAGUUUACGCAGGAAAAAAGUUCCGAGCUCCAGUAGAACCUUACUAAGCUCGUUGACGGUUUCUUGUGUUGCAAUCCAGCGUCCUUGCACUUGGUUAGUAGUAGGGGGAACUCCUAGUGUUAAACUAGUAAGCACAAAGAGGUGGUUUUGGUUUAUGAAACCUUAUUUUUAAAGUUGCAUUGUGAUGCUUUGAUGUGUCUCAACUCUUACCUUGGGUACUUAUGCUUCUA